This is a messenger RNA of Cynara cardunculus var. scolymus (artichoke), 1768 nucleotides long. RefSeq names its product ribosomal RNA small subunit methyltransferase H. Gene Ontology annotation, molecular function: rRNA (cytosine-N4-)-methyltransferase activity. NCBI's taxonomy places the organism in Eukaryota, Viridiplantae, Streptophyta, Magnoliopsida, Asterales, Asteraceae. The record is from RefSeq and is a predicted model, not a curated record. The coding region runs from base 111 to 1424 and encodes 437 amino acids. The transcript has 5 exons. Gene Ontology annotation, biological process: rRNA base methylation.
CGACUACCCACCGAAGUUGGGUCAAAACCCAAAACCAUCAUCUGUGUUUAGAGAUGCCAAAGCUUUAAAAAUGAAGUCAGUCCACUGCCAUUAGAUUACCACCGAUCACCAUGUCCUCGCACGCUGUAACAGCUGCCACGGCAGCGGCGGCCGCCGUUAAGCAACUCGUAUCUCAUCCUUCGUUCACUUUCCCGCCGCUGUCUUGCCACCACCGCCGCAUCUCCUCUUCCCUUCUCGCAGUCGCCAGUUAUUCCACUACCUUAUCUGCUUCUACUCGUUAUGGGAAAAAGCUAAAUAGAAAAGAUAAUUCCAUCAGUAGGAGUCGUAGAGCAUUGAUAGACUCGGUAGUGAAGAGGAGAACUCGGUCGGAUAAAAAGUUUGAUGAGGAGAGUGUUCGUCAAUUUGGUGACACCGAGAGUCAUAUUCCGGUGAUGCUGGGUGAGGUAUUGGAGGUUUUUGAUUCCCGCGAGCUUCAUACGUUUGUCGAUUGUACUCUUGGAGCUGCCGGACAUUCUUCCGCCAUAAUUCAGGCUCAUCCAGAGAUGCAGUCAUAUGUUGGGAUGGAUUUUGAUCCUGUUGCUCAUGAAAAAGCAAAAGCUAAGAUUGAUUUGAUCCGAAAUGCCAAGUCAUGUGACUCAAUGUCCAACCUAAAAACACAUACCUUUUUGCGAAAUUUUAAGAACAUCAGGUCCGCACUAAGUGAGGUUGAUGAGAAGCUUCUGAUUUCAGGAACCGAUGGGAUCCUAAUGGACUUGGGAAUGUCAUCCAUGCAGGUGAAUAAUGCCGAAAGAGGAUUUAGUGUGCUUUGUGAUGGACCCCUUGAUAUGAGAAUGGAUCCUCAGGCAAGUCUGAGAGCUGAAGACAUACUAAAUUCAUGGCCAGAGGCCGAACUGGGACAAAUUUUACGUGAUUAUGGGGAAGAGGACAAUUGGCGCGCUCUUCAGAAGAGGAUUGUUAAGGCCCGAGUAAGCGGGGGAUUGCAUUCUACUGGUGAACUACUAGAUCUUAUACGGAGUUCUACACCCAGUGGAAAAGGAGGAAGGCAGGGUUGGAUAAAGACAGCAACAAGAGUCUUCCAGGCUCUAAGAAUAGCUGUUAACGACGAACUGAAGACACUAGAGUCUUCGUUACACGACUGUUUCCGCUGUCUUGCACCUGGCGGGAGACUCGCCGUCAUAUCCUUCCACAGUCUGGAGGACAGAAUUGUGAAGCAAACAUUUCUCAACAUCAUCAACAGCAGUUUAGUUGAUGGACCGAAAAGAGAAGCUAACGACGGUGAGGAAAAAGAAGCAUGGAUCAAACAAAUGAUCGAAGGGGUCGGUGGAACGAUCCUGACAAAAAGACCCAUAACGCCUUCCGAAGAUGAGGAGAGACUGAACGUUCGUUGUAGGAGUGCUAAACUCAGGGUAAUACAAAGAGACUGAGAUCACUAGCGUUGAAAUGAAUUUCUUCAUACUUCUUUGAAGCGAUGGCAGUUCAAAUGGUAAAUGAUGUUCUCCUUGCCAAACUAUAUAAUGUCUUGUGAGAUUUAACCACCAUGGGGAUGUUUAAGGGGAAGACUUUGUUAUGUGACCAAAGAAAGAAGCAAAAGCAUACGAGUCUUUGAGGGAAAUGCUAUGGCUUUUGUUCGUGUGAACUCAUAUGAGCUUUAUAACCAACCGUACUCGUGUGUUUUUUUAUUCAUUCGGUAUAUCUUACUUGAAAGUAAAGUCUUAAAGGGGAUGUUUGGUUUGAUGGAACAAUUUUGAGGGAUUUGGAUUUCAUGGAA